AUGGAUGAAGACGUCGCUCAGUUCAUGGCCAUUACUGGCACCGACAAUGAGAGAGUCGCCCGAGGUUAUCUCGAGAUCUCUGGAAACGACCAGAUGCAGGCGAUUCAGCUAUUCUUCGAGAGCCCCGAACUGGCAGCCAACUUCACAAGCGAUACGCAUACAACUUCAGCCCAUCCUUCCUCUACUCGCGAUCCACGACGCUUGACCGGCCGCGAAGACUCCCGCGGCGUCAUUACGAUUGAUUCCGACGACGACGAUGACAUAGCCAUGGCCGAAGGUGGCGAUGAUGAUGAUGAUGACAAUGACGACGUCGCUGCUGUCGCCAGAGCUGCCCAGGAAGAGGACGACGCUGCCAUGGCAAGACGACUACAGGAGGAGAUUUAUGGCCAAGGGGGUGCCGCUGCCGAUGAAGUGAGAGCACCCAUGAGCCGAACCACCGAGACCCUUGUUGCCCCCAAUCCAGCUUGGAGCUUGGAGGAUGACCGCGAAGCUGCCGUCCUGGAGCAACUGCGCCGCAGAAGACAACCGCCUAGUCAACCAGCAAACCCCUUCAGCCAGUCAGUAUGGGAUGAACCGAUCGCCCCGGGUGAAGGUGUGCCGCCUGUACCCAUGAGCUCCCGGCCGGCUGGCGGCCGAUCGCAACGACUUGCCGACAUGUUCAGACCUCCGUACGAUAUCAUAUCUCAUUUAUCCUGGGAAGAUGCUAGAGAGGAGGGCAAGGAAGAAAAGAAGUGGAUCAUUGUUAACGUGCAAGACUCAUCCGACUUCAAUUGCCAGACUCUGAAUCGCGAUCACUGGAAGGACGCCAACAUCAGAUCCCUGCUUCAGGAGCACUUUAUCUUUAUGCAGUUCGACAAGGACAACCCUCGUGGCCAAGAAUAUCUUGGCUUCUACUUUUCCCAGCACGAAAAUGCCAGCAACUAUCCUUACGUUGCUAUCAUUGACCCGCGGACGGGCGAGCAGGUAAAGCUGUGGUCGGGGCUGCCAUUUCCUGACAAGGGAGAAUUCUAUUCGGAUCUCAUCGAAUUUCUUGACAGAUACAGCUUAGCCGCCAACAGCAAAAACCCUGUCCCGAAAACAAAGCCAAAGGCAAAGAAAGUGGACGUUGAUCGUAUGACUGAGGAGGAAAUGCUCGAAAUGGCACUCCAAAACAGCAUGGAAAAUGGUGGUGGCCCAUCCAAGACCAGUGAAGAGGACCCCGAUGCGCUGACUAAAUCUGUCCCGGAGCUUGACAAGGGCAAAGAGACUGCGGUCACUCAAGAGCCUGCUUCUCCCUUUGCGGCAAUCCCGUCAGAUAGGCCUCAUGUAGAACCAGAGAACAACCCAGCCAGCACUACUCGUAUUCAGUUCCGACAUCCAGCUGGCCGAGUUAUUCGCCGCUUUUCAACAGCAGAGCCAGUACAGCGAAUCUAUGAGUGGCUCAAGGCAGAGCCACUGGAGGGCAAGGAUGGCCUGGUAUUUGAGUUGAAGGCCCAGCCUGGAGGUGAUUUGAUUGAGAGACUCGAAGCUACGAUUGAGCAAGCUGGCCUGAAGAACGGAACGGUCAUGAUCGAGUUUAUCGAGGACGAGUAA
Molecule: messenger RNA, 1572 nt
Organism: Pestalotiopsis fici W106-1
Lineage: Eukaryota; Fungi; Ascomycota; Sordariomycetes; Amphisphaeriales; Sporocadaceae
Exons: 2
Coding region: 1-1572 (523 amino acids)
Biological process (GO): proteasome-mediated ubiquitin-dependent protein catabolic process
Cellular component (GO): nucleus
Molecular function (GO): ubiquitin binding
Source: RefSeq, a predicted model, not a curated record